GGGUAGAAAUGUGCCUGGCAUCUGCGCGCCGUGGGCGGGAAUAGACAUGUUUAUAAACCCCAGUGUGCGCGCCGUGGGCGGGAAUACGAGAUUGAGAAGCUGAAGACAGAGAGGGAGAAGAGGAGAGAGGACGCGCAGCGGCGGUGGCGGCGGCGGCUGUGGCUGACUGGAGCUAGUUGGAGGAGGCGCGGCUCCCCCUGCCCCUCCAUCCCAGCACCUGCAUGGACGACCACCUCAGCCUCCUUCACUCGCCUCCGCCUUCCUCAGCCAAGCACAGGGGCAACAACAUCGUGAACCACGGUUACACCGAGACCGAGCAGGACAUCAUGACAGUUGUUGCUUGCGAUAACAUGUUGGAGGAGACGGCAGCGCUACCGGGGCACCAGUCUUUGGACCGCUAUGAGCCCGACCACGAGUGCUGCGAGAGGGUGGUCAUCAACAUUUCCGGCUUGCGCUUCGAGACGCAACUCAAAACUCUCGCACAGUUCCCCGAGACUUUGCUCGGGGACCCCAAAAAGAGAAUGCGCUACUUCGACCCCCUGAGAAACGAAUACUUUUUCGACAGGAACCGUCCCAGCUUCGAUGCCAUCCUCUACUACUACCAGUCAGGGGGGCGUAUCCGGAGACCUGUUAACGUCCCCAUUGACAUUUUCUCUGAGGAAAUACGGUUUUAUGAACUCGGCGAGGAGGCGAUGGAGAAAUUCCGGGAGGACGAGGGGUUCAUCAAAGAAGAAGAACGUCCUUUACCCAGCAAUGAAUUUCAGAGGCAAGUGUGGCUGUUGUUUGAGUACCCCGAGAGUUCGGGUCCAGCCCGGGGAAUCGCCAUCGUCUCCGUGCUGGUCAUUUUAAUCUCCAUCGUAAUAUUCUGUCUGGAAACUUUGCCCGAAUUCCGGGACGACAAAGACCCCAGCACCGUAGCGCCCAUUAUAAACGGAACGGCCCCCUACCUCACAAGUCCUUUCUCGGAUCCUUUCUUUGUGGUAGAGACACUGUGCAUAAUCUGGUUCUCGUUUGAACUGCUGGUCAGGUUUUUCGCCUGCCCCAGCAAAGCCACGUUUUCGAAAAAUAUCAUGAACAUUAUCGACAUCGUGGCCAUCAUCCCUUAUUUUAUCACACUGGGGACUGAGCUAGCGGAGAGACAGGGGAACGGGCAACAGGCGAUGUCCUUGGCCAUUCUCCGGGUAAUCAGGCUCGUGAGGGUCUUUCGCAUUUUCAAGCUCUCCCGGCACUCAAAGGGGCUUCAGAUUUUGGGACAGACACUGAAGGCCAGCAUGAGGGAGCUGGGACUUUUGAUUUUCUUCCUCUUCAUCGGGGUUAUUCUCUUCUCCAGCGCCGUCUACUUCGCCGAAGCGGACGACCCUGACUCCGGCUUCAACAGCAUCCCCGAUGCGUUCUGGUGGGCUGUGGUCACCAUGACAACAGUCGGCUACGGAGACAUGCACCCUGUAACUAUAGGGGGUAAAAUCGUCGGGUCCCUGUGUGCAAUCGCGGGCGUGUUAACCAUUGCCCUGCCGGUGCCAGUGAUUGUGUCUAAUUUUAACUACUUCUACCACAGAGAGACGGAGGGGGAAGAGCAGGCACAAUACUUACACGUUGGCAGCUGCCAACCUUUGUCCUCCAAUGAGGAACUAAAAAAGACACGUAGCACGUCCUCUCUCAGCAAGUCGGAGUACAUGGUCAUAGAGGAAGGAAUCAACAGUGCUUUCAAACAGCCCAACUUCGCCGCACAGAACAAUCAGAACUGCGUGAACAUCAAAAAGAUUUUCACAGAUGUGUAAACGUUUAGGCAAAGACAGAAGCGAUAUAAAUAUUACGACUACUACUUCUACCAAUAAUAAUCGUGACGUGUCAGUGCAAGUCUGUCGUGUGGAGGCAACGCCAUAGGUAUAUCAAUGUGUCCUUUGAGUCCGUAAGCUGUCGAGUGCAUUCCAUUUGCUGCGGAGAGGCAGGUCGAGGAUUACGCUAGUUCAACAAAGGCUUCAUGUUCUGCGUUCGUUCAUUUAAAUGGAAUAACAAUCACCCGCUGUUCCGCCAGACAGCUCUCAUUUUAAUUUCCAUAAAGACAACAGCGAUGUUAGCUUCCAGUGUUAAAUUCUGAUGGUUACGUGGAAUUUUACUUACUAAUUGAGGUGUCAUCAUGGAGUAAUUAUAUCAAUAAUAUUUUAGCUAAAUGAACGCAAAGAAACUUGAAGAUGCUUUAUUCUGA
Megalops cyprinoides (Indo-Pacific tarpon) is the source of this 2206-nucleotide messenger RNA. Its product is annotated as potassium voltage-gated channel subfamily A member 3. Gene Ontology annotation, biological process: potassium ion transmembrane transport; protein homooligomerization. Gene Ontology annotation, cellular component: membrane; voltage-gated potassium channel complex. The record is from RefSeq and is a predicted model, not a curated record. The transcript has a single exon. NCBI's taxonomy places the organism in Eukaryota, Metazoa, Chordata, Actinopteri, Elopiformes, Megalopidae. The coding region runs from base 222 to 1778 and encodes 518 amino acids. Gene Ontology annotation, molecular function: protein binding; delayed rectifier potassium channel activity.